Molecule: messenger RNA, 1162 nt
Organism: Stegastes partitus (bicolor damselfish)
Lineage: Eukaryota; Metazoa; Chordata; Actinopteri; Pomacentridae
Product: butyrophilin-like protein 2
Exons: 4
Biological process (GO): regulation of cytokine production; T cell receptor signaling pathway
Cellular component (GO): external side of plasma membrane
Molecular function (GO): signaling receptor binding
Source: RefSeq, a predicted model, not a curated record
UGUUUCCUGCUGGUCUCAGGUGUUCCUCAGGUGGUCUGUUCCUCUCAGCCAAUCGUAGCCUCUCUGGGUGAUGACGUCAUCCUCCCGUGUCACGUGGAGCCUCCAGUGGAGGAGGAGCAGCUGACAGUAGAGUGGUGGAGGAUCGACCUCCCACCUGACCCCAGAGAUCCACGGAGCCUGGACAGGUAUGUCCACCGUUACCAUGACAACCAGGAUGAGGAGGACAUGAAGAUGCCGGUGUACGCUGGGAGGACGGAGCUGCUCAGAGAGGAGCUGAAACACUGCAACGUAUCGCUGAAGAUCAUCAACGUGAAGCCCAGUGACGGAGGGUUGUACAGAUGUUUCCUCCCUCGGUUAAACAGCUGGAGGAGGUCAGCAGACAUCAGGCUGGUUGUUGUUAUUCAAGAAAGCAGGAUGACGACACAGAAACCCAGAAGUCAACAAACAACACCGAUGAAUAAAGAGACACACAUUGGAGUAACUGUCUCCUCUGUGGGAUUGUUGUUGUCAGACAGAAGAGGAAUGAUCGCUGCUGUGGUUCUCUUCAUCUUCCUGAUCCUGGGUGGAGGAGGAACACUUGUUCAAACACAAGUGUCCACAACAAGAAGAUUCAAACCAACGAGUCCUCCAGGACCAGUUGGACACAGUGAGUGUGAACUCUGAUCUUGACAAAGAUGGUAAAGAUGGAGGCUUCAGGACUGAUGAAUCACUGCUGUCCAGUGGAGCAGAUGUGAAGCUCGAGUUCACCUUUAAUCUCGAGUUCACCUUUAAUCUCGACACCAUGUCCGUCAGUUGGAGCGGAGACUUUAUGGAAGUACGAUGAGGUUGGUGGACUAGAAGGAGCAGCAGGUCCAGCCUGGUUUGAGUUCAUGUUGCUCUUCAUUCUGAACACUACAAACUACCAGGAGCUGGUUCACUUGCAUUCCUGCUCGUCCUGUUCCAGCAGCUUGUUUUUCUAAACCUGCAUCAAGUCCAGACCUGCAACACUUUGGCCCCCUUUUUCCUUUUUUUUCAUUCUCAGGAGAUGUUGUUACAGUGUUGUCUGUUCUGCUGCCAACAACAGAACAACCAAGUGUCCAAGUGAGUGGAACCUAAGAAAUUAACAAAUAAUCAGUGUUUGUUGCACAAGGUGUUGUGGAUGCAGCGCCACGACAACCAUCUG